Molecule: messenger RNA, 1509 nt
Organism: Sturnus vulgaris (Common starling)
Lineage: Eukaryota; Metazoa; Chordata; Aves; Passeriformes; Sturnidae
Source: RefSeq, a predicted model, not a curated record
AUGGCCGCCGUGCUCUCGCGGCGUCUGGGGAAGCGCUCCCUGCUCGGCACCCGCGUGGCCGCUCCCGAUCCCGCGGGAUCCCAAAUCCCGGAAUUCUCCCCGCACGACCACGGAGCCAAUCCCGAAUUCCCCGAUCCCGGAUUCCUGAAUUCCGGAUCUCCAAAUCCCGGAUUCCCGAAUCCCGGAAGCCUCCGGCAGCUCCAUGGGCAGCAGGUCCUGGUCACUUCCCUGGAUGAGCAAAUCCCAGGAUUCCCAGCGUGCUGGAGGGUGCAGGACACGCUCCAGGCCCCAUCCCUGCCCAGUUCCAGCAUUCCCGAGAGAUCCGUGUCCAGCAACAUCGACGUUCCCAAAAGGAGGCCGGACGCGGCGGUGGAGAUGGACGAGAUGAUGGCGGCCAUGGUGCUGACCAGCCUGUCCUGCAGCCCUGCCCUGCAGUCCCCUCCCUCAGCCUCGCUGGCAGCGGUUGGUGACCCCUGGAGGGACAGCGGGGACGUGUCCGACAGCGGCAGCAGCACCACCAGUGGCCACUGGAGCAGCGGGGGUGGCCACUGGAGCAGCGCUGGCAGUGCCACCGCGUCACCCCCACACUGCCCUGGCAGUGUCACUGCGUCACCCCCUCACUGUGGUGGCAGUGUCACCUCGUCACCCCCUCACUGUGGUGGCAGUGUCACUUCGUCACCUCCUCACUGUGGUGGCAGUGUCACCUCCUCACCUCCUCACCAUGGUGGCAGUGUCACCUUGUCACCUCCUCACCGUGGUGGCAGUGUCACCUCGUCACCUCCUCACCGUGGUGGCAGUGUCACCUCGUCCCCCCCUCACCGUGGUGGCAGUGCCACGCCGUCCCCUCUGACCGACGAUGGCUUCGACACCGACCCCGAGCCCUCCCCGCCCGAGGAGCCGGCGCCGCGCCGGAGGAAGAACCCGUCCCGGCUGAUGUUCAAGUGCCUCUGGCCCGGCUGUGGCAAAGUCCUGCGCUCCGGGGUCGGCAUCAAACGCCACGUGCGCACCCAGCACCUGGGGGACGGCUCCGUGUGGGAGCAGCGGGAGCGUGAGGAGGAUUUUUACUACACCGAGGUGCAGGCCCGGGAGGAGCCGCCCGCCGAGCUGCCACCCCCGGCUGUCCCCAGCGUCACCAGUGUCACCAAUGUCGCCUCUGUCACCAACGUCACCGGUGCCACCUGCUCUGCCCCCAUCGUCAUCCAGCCCAGCCCGUGCCAGCCCGGCCUGAGCCACUCGGCCCCCGGCUCCUUCUGGCACAUCCAGGCCGACCACGCCUACCAGGCGCUGCCCUCCAUCCAGAUCCCGGUGUCCCCUCACAUCUUCACCAGCAUCAGCUGGGCCGCUGCCACCCCCACCCUGCCAUCAUUGUCACCGUCCCUGUCACCGGUGCGGAGUCGCUCCCUCAGCCUCAGCGAGCCCCAGGCGCCGCCAUUGCUCCACCCCCAGCUCCUCGUGGCCUCCCCGCCCCGCGUCCCCCUCACCACCAGUAUACAGAAACACUUUAGUUAG